Messenger RNA from Bactrocera dorsalis (oriental fruit fly), 1691 nucleotides. Its product is annotated as glycerol-3-phosphate phosphatase. The record is from RefSeq and is a predicted model, not a curated record. NCBI's taxonomy places the organism in Eukaryota, Metazoa, Arthropoda, Insecta, Diptera, Tephritidae. Bases 587 to 1510 code for a protein of 307 amino acids. Gene Ontology annotation, cellular component: cytoplasm. Gene Ontology annotation, molecular function: phosphatase activity. The transcript is spliced from 3 exons.
AAAAAAAAGAAAACAAUGUAAUAACAAUAACAAGCACUAAACGAAAGCAAAAACUAAAACCGAAGCAGAAACACACAACAUUGCUACAAAUAUAUAUAUGUAUGUUAUACUUUACCUUUAUUUGGUAUUAUAAUUAGUAAAUAUUCUUUUAAUAUGACAACCAUUUAGCUAACCUAAACUUAUACGCUAACAAUUUUUAAUACAUUUGUAUGUGUACACCAAAAUAUUUUUUAAUUAUAGUUGUGUAUUGAUGUUAUUUGCAUUGCUGUCCGACAAUGUUCUUUUGUACAAAUGGUGUUAUGAAAGGUCGAGUGUGAAAAAUUGUGAAUAAACUAAAAAGUUAAAUAAUAACAAGAUUUCUAAAAUAACAAAUUUCAUGUGAUAUGCGCUUAUCACAAACCAGAUCGAAAAGGGUUAAAAGGGCAUCACGGCUCCAGACUAUGUAUAUACGGUGAAUUUAUUCCCUUAUAAAAACCGUUGGAGGUUCAGAAACGUUUUAGACACAAAAGCCGUUGCAAGUUGUAAAUAAGCUUAAGCGCGCCUAUUAACGUGAAUUUUCCCCAAGUAACAGUUUAGAAACGCAAAUAUGUAUCAAGGAAGUUGUGUAAAUCUGUUGGAGCAGCCUUUGGAGCAGGUGCGUCAAUGGCUAGACAGUUUCGAUACCAUUAUUAGUGAUUGUGAUGGUGUUAUUUGGCUGGGCGAUAAUGUGAUUGAAGGCGUCGCGGAAACUAUGCGCCAACUCAAACGUUUGGGCAAACAAAUUUACCUGUGCACGAAUAAUUCCACGCGUACGCGUCAACAGUUAUACGAGAAAGCGCACAACAUGGGUUUCGACAUUAGCGCCGAUCGUAUUAUAUCCUCGUCCUAUGCCACUGCCGCCUACCUAAAAGCGCGUAACUUCCAGCGCAAAGUAUACGUUAUAGGCACCGCAGGCAUAACGGACGAACUGAAGGCGGUGGGCAUUAAGCACACUGAAGUGGGACCAGAUGUUAUGUCUGGCCGGCUGACGGCAUAUAUACAGUCCGGUUUGCGUAGGGAAACGGAUAUUGGCGCGGUGGUUGUGGGUUUCGAUGUGCACUUCAGUUUUUGUAAAAUGAUUAAGGCUUCAGUGUAUCUGUCGGAUCCAAAGUGUCUAUUUAUCGCUACGAAUACGGAUGAACGCUUCCCAAUAACUGGCAUGGUGAUACCCGAUGCGGGCAGUAUUGUGCGCACCGUGCAGACGUGUACGGCACGCGAACCUAUUGUGAUUGGCAAACCGAAUCGCAGCAUUUGCGAGUGGCUAAUUAAGAAUGGCAGCAUUAAGCCAGCGCGCACGCUUAUGAUCGGCGAUUGUUGUGGCAGUGACAUAGUGCUGGGCCACAAUUGCGGUUUCAAGACGUUGCUUGUCGGCACUGGUGUCAAUCAGCUGAGCGAUGUGCAUAUUUGGCAGAAAUCUAGUGACCCGGAGCACAAAAAACUCAUACCAGAUGUAUAUUUGCCGAGACUUGCUGAUUUGCUGGCGCUUAUUUAAACGCAAUCAUGAGCAAAAUAUGUUUUUAGAAUUAUUAUUAACUUGUUAUAUUAUAUAUAUGUAUUUACUUUUUGCAUGCUUUUAUAUGUAUUAUAUGAAAUUAAUAGGUGACUAUUAGCAGCAUAACCGUAUAAAUAACUGUAAAAAACAUUUUUUAUGAACUAUAUAUGUAUGUAUAUAC